GAAGUUACAGCAAGUAGUCGCCAUUAUGUUGACAGAUUAUUUGAUCCUGAUCCUCACAAAGUACUUCAGGGUGUCAUAGAUAUGAAAAAUGCUGUAAUUGGAAACAACAAACAAAAAGCCAACUUGAUUGUUUUGGGAGCAGUUCCAAGGUUGCUCUACUUGCUUCAGCAAGAAAACUCCAGCACUGAGCUGAAAACGGAAUGUGCAGUGGUUCUAGGAAGCCUUGCAAUGGGUACAGAAAACAAUGUUAAAUCUCUAUUGGACUGCCAUAUCAUACCAGUCUUGUUGCAAGGGUUGCUGUCACCAGAUCUUAAAUUCAUUGAAGCUUGCCUCAGGUGUCUUCGUACUAUUUUCACCAGCCCUGUCACUCCUGAAGAAUUAUUGUAUUCAGAUGCUACAGUUAUUCCCCACCUCAUGGCGCUGCUUAGUAGGUCUCGAUAUACUCAAGAAUAUAUAUGUCAGAUCUUCUCACAUUGCUGUAAGGGUCCAGACCAUCAGACAGUGCUGUUUAAUCAUGGAGCAGUGCAGAAUAUUGCUCAUCUGUUAACCUCUGUAUCUUAUAAAGUUCGAAUGCAAGCACUGAAAUGUUUUGCAGUUCUAGCCUUUGAAAACCCCCAGAUAUCAAUGACUCUUGUAAAUGUGUUGGUUGAUGGAGAACUAUUACCACAGAUAUUUGUGAAAAUGUUACAAAGAGACAAGCCCAUUGAAAUGCAACUCACAUCAGCCAAAUGCCUUACAUACAUGUGCAGAGCUGGAGCAAUCCGUACAGAUGAUAUCUGCAUUGUGUUAAAGACAUUACCAUGUUUGGCACGGAUGUGUAGUAAAGAGAGACUACUAGAGGAGAGAGUAGAUGGAGCAGAAACUCUGGCCUAUUUGAUUGAAACAGAUAUUGAACUACAAAGAAUUGCCAGUAUUACUGACCACCUUAUUGCAAUGCUUGCAGACUACUUCAAAUACCCUAGUUCAGUGAGUGCCAUCACUGAUAUAAAAAGGCUUGACCAUGACUUAAAACAUGCUCAUGAAUUGCGUCAGGCUGCUUUCAAGCUCUAUGCUGCCCUCGGAGCAAAUGAUGAAGAUAUUCGAAAGAAGAUAAUUGAAACUGAAAAUAUGAUGGAUCGGAUUGUAAAUGGCUUAUCUGAGUCUAGCAUCAAAGUGCGCUUAGCUGCAGUCAGAUGUUUGCACAGUUUGUCAAGAUCUGUACAGCAACUACGAACAAGUUUCCAAGAUCAUGCUGUAUGGAAACCCUUAAUGAAGCAUAUAGAUCAGAUAAUAAGUACUCAUGGGAAACAGAUCAUGCAAGCAGUAACUCUCAUCCUGGAAGGAGAACACAACGUGGAAGUCAAAGAACAGACAUUAUGUAUACUUGCCAACAUAGCAGAUGGAACUACAGCUAAAGAAUUCAUCAUGACAAAUGAUGAUAUCUUACAAAAAAUUAAGUAUUACAUGAGCCACUCGAAUGCUAAACUUCAACUGGCUGCCAUGUUUUGUGUAUCUAAUCUUAUAUGGAAUGAAGAAGAAGGUUCCCAAGAUCGUCAGGAUAAACUCAGAGAUAUUGGAAUAGUAGAUAUUCUACAUAAACUGUGUCAGUCGUCAGAUCCAAAUCUUUGUGAAAAGGCGAAAACAGCACUCCAGCAGUAUCUUGAGUGAUGAAAGAGAAGUUGAACUUUCAUAUAAUUUUCAGAGCUAUAUACUAAGGAAUAACGGGAAAUAGCUGCACCUAAUUUCCUUACCUUUUGCACAAGGCACCUUGGGCUGCAUUUGUCUCAGGUGCAGGGAGCUGCUUAGCAGGAGCAGUUUAAGUGAUCAGGUCUCCAAUGCACUUGAGGACUUUAUUGAGGUGGUUCCUCUAUUCAGAUAUCUAUUCUGGGAUAUUUUUGUCUGAACUACCUGAACUCUACUAGAACAAUCAGUAGUCUUUUUUUCUUUGGGCCUACAAUAUUCUGCUUAUACCACAGCUGAUGUAAGGCUGUGUCUGGGUGGGUGUGAUACCUCAGAGCUUUUUCUUUUUCUCCCCCCUCCUCCCCCCGUGUGUGUAUGUAUGUGUGAUUUUUUUCUACAGAUUUUCAAGAGUGAACCAUUGUUUGCUGUAUGAAAACUUAAAAAAAUUAUAUACAAUUUGAAUUGAAAU
Messenger RNA from Thamnophis sirtalis, 2128 nucleotides. The record is from RefSeq and is a predicted model, not a curated record. Lineage: Eukaryota; Metazoa; Chordata; Lepidosauria; Squamata; Natricidae.